Lichtheimia ornata is the source of this 1167-nucleotide messenger RNA. RefSeq lists its product as uncharacterized. Gene Ontology annotation, molecular function: transmembrane transporter activity. The transcript is spliced from 6 exons. The record is from RefSeq and is a predicted model, not a curated record. Gene Ontology annotation, biological process: transmembrane transport. Lineage: Eukaryota; Fungi; Mucoromycota; Mucoromycetes; Mucorales; Lichtheimiaceae. Bases 1 to 1167 code for a protein of 388 amino acids. Gene Ontology annotation, cellular component: membrane.
AUGGAGGAAUACAAGCUAGAAGAAGCACACACCACUACCACCACCAGCAGUGAUACCAAGUCGUCUAAUGGCAAAACGAGUAAAAUGGCUUGGCUUGUCACCUUUUCCACCAUGUUGGUAAAUGCUGCUUGUGCCAUCAUGUGGGUUAGCUGUGCGUCUGCUCCUAUAACAUCAGCCGAAUGGAUGGGUGGAAGCCUUAGCAAUGUCAACUGGCUUUCAAGUCUUUGUGCUAUUGACAACUCGGUCUUUUCUCUCGUUUGUAUAUGGGCGUAUGAACGUUUCGGUGUAAAGCGCUGUCUUGUCUUUUCAGCUGUCAUCAAUAGCAUCGGCUCAUGGAUUCGGUGCAUUGCUAUAGCUUUGCCCACCGACAAGAGGUAUUCUGUGGUAGUGCUCGCCUCCGUAUGGUUUGCUCCUCGAGAUCGUAACCUGGGUGCAACGUUGGCAACGUUAUCACUCGGCCAAAUCGCCGCACCGCUUUUUAUCCCAGCGGUUGCCAAUACCGCUGAUAAGGUCCCAACCAUGUUGUAUGCGACAGCCAUUAUUGCCACCGUUUGUGCAAUCCCUAUCAUGUUGAUGCCGGGUUUACCCAAAGUACCACCAGCCAAUAGUGCUACAUCACCUCGACUCUCGAUUUGCGAAGGUGUCAAGCAGCUUGUCAAAUCCAAAGAUUACUGGUUUAUUGCUAUCCCGGCCAUUGUAAAUGCUGGCAUGUUUUACACAAUGACCGUGGUCAUUAUUGAAGCAGCCGUACCAUAUGGCUAUAAUGAACAACAAAGCGGUAUUGCCAAUGCACUCCUUAUGGUGAGCGGUUUUGCAGGAGGCGGUAUGAUAGGCUACUGGAUUGGCCGAACGGGAGAGCACUUGGCCAUGAUCAAGCUAUUCACACCCAUCGUUUGUGGCAUGUUUGUGAUGGUGAAUUUCCAAAUCUUAUACCCGAUCCCUGAAUCUCUAUCAUCGAACGUUACGUGGUCACUUGUUACGGCAGGGAUGUUGAUUUUUACUGUGAUCACCGAUACGUUGCGUGCUGGCCCUGAAGCGGAUCCACCAAACAACAUGAAUGCGGCAAUGAUGGUGUGCUCGAUCAUUGUGUGUGUCGGAUCAUUACCCGUGAUAUGGCUCAAGGGUGAAUUAAAGCGCCUGGCUAUCGAUCGAGCUAGCAGUAUAUGA